AUAGAUGUCAUAGAUGUCUAAAGAUGUGGAGAUGUUUUUAUUUGUGUGAAUAAAAUAAAAUCUGGCGUUUAUUUUAUUUUCUGAGAAAGAUUUUGAAUCAGUGCAAUCUGUCUCGUACUUCUAGCCUGGUUUACUAAAGUACCUUGCAUCGAAUUCUACAGUCAUGAUGGACAACGAAAAUGAAACAGACGUAACAUCCCUGGCUCCAGAAUUCCCAUCACUUUGGGAGAGAGGGCGUGUUGUAGGCAAGGGGACCUUUGGACAGGUUUUUAUUGUCAAAGAGCAAGAAGCUGAUGAAGAAAAAUAUGUGGGGAAGGAAAUCCUCGUCUCCAGUGCCAAGAGAGAUCGUGAAAUGAAUAUAGUGGAGCUGGACGUCUUGAUGAAAAUCAAACAUCCCAAGAUAGUUUCUUUCUACGGAUAUGAGCAAAAGAGAUUCAACAUAAUCCUCUUCUUUGAGAACAUGAGCAUGGGUUCGAUCAGAGGAUUUAUAAAAGAUCACGGGGCAUUGCCAGAAGAGAGAAACAGACUGUACACUAAACAAAUUCUGGAAGGCCUCCAAUAUCUGCAUGAAAGAAAGCCACCCAUCAUCCAUAGGGAUGUCAAAGGUGACAACGUCCUACUCAAAGAUGAGAGCAACGUUAAACUCACAGACUUUGGUCUGUCAAAGGUCAUUCACUCGGCAACCAACGCCAGGUCAGUGAACGGGACAUUCCAUUGGAUGGCACCGGAAGUGGUUACAGCAAAUGAAGAGAAUCCGUAUGACGUUAAAGCAGAUAUAUGGAGUGUGGGCUGUACUGUUGUUGAGAUGGCCACCACAGAUCCACCAUUUAAAGACCUUUCUGCUGUACAAGUCAUUAUGGCUCUCUCCAGUAAAAUAAAUCCCAUUUACACCCUACCGGCGUCUGCAUCAAAUGCCAUGAAACAAUUCUUGGAGCAGACAUUCCAGAUCAAUCCAGCAAGUCGUCCUAAAGCAGCAGAACUGCUGGGUCACAGUUUCGUUGCUAGUGUGUGAAUCAACUCAUACUUCGAUUUGAUACAGGCAGCAACAUGAGUUCUAGCAUGCGGCUUAAUUUUUUUUAUUAAACUUUCACCCUUUUGUGUUGUAGAACCUUUUACUAUUUAAUAAACGUUAUAUUUUACAAAUA
This is a messenger RNA of Physella acuta, 1145 nucleotides long. RefSeq names its product mitogen-activated protein kinase kinase kinase 3. NCBI's taxonomy places the organism in Eukaryota, Metazoa, Mollusca, Gastropoda, Physidae. Gene Ontology annotation, biological process: protein phosphorylation. The record is from RefSeq and is a predicted model, not a curated record. Gene Ontology annotation, molecular function: protein kinase activity; ATP binding.